GAUAAAGACCUCUGCCGGAGGAGUGACUUGUGCUCUGCUUUAUCCUACAGCAGCCGCCUCCUUUCUAUCUCUCUCUCUCUUUCUCUCUUUCUUAAGUCAACAUGCCCCCUAAGAAGCCCGAACCUAAGAAGCCCGAACCCAAGAAAGAGGAGCCCAAGCCAGCACCUAAACCAGCAGAGCCGGAGCCCCCCAAGGAACCUGAAUUUAAUCCAGCUAAUGUCAAAGUUGAAUUCACACCUGAACAGAUUGAAGAAUUUAAGGAAGCCUUCUCGCUUUUCGACAGAACUGCUGGCACAGAGAUGAAAAUCACAUAUGCCCAAUGUGGAGAUGUCCUCAGGGCUUUGGGGCAGAAUCCAACCCAAGCUGAGGUCCUAAAAGUCCUUGGUAGGCCCAAACCAGAAGAAAUGCAGUCCAAAAUGAUUGACUUUGAAACCUUCCUGCCGAUGCUCCAGCAUGUCUCCAAGACCAAAGACACUGGCACCUAUGAGGACUUUGUGGAGGGCCUGCGGGUUUUCGACAAGGAGGGGAAUGGGACUGUCAUGGGGGCUGAGCUCCGCCAUGUUUUGGCUACGCUGGGUGAGAGGCUGACUGAAGAGGAGGUUGACAAGCUAAUGUCUGGUCAGGAAGAUGCCAAUGGCUGCAUCAACUAUGAAGCUUUUGUGAAGCACAUCAUGACCAACUGAAUGCCAGGACAAGACCGACUCUGCCGAAACCCCGACACUGGCCUUGGAUUUCGACGUAACGGAAUGUCUCUUCGUUUUCCAGCCCAGAUUCCUGCUACAAAGCUACACAAUGUACCAGCCCUGAAGUUAUUUGGAUAGAUAUAUUUCUUAUUCAUGGGAGGAAAUUGGCCUCUGCCAAGACACAAAACAAAUGGAAAUCAGAAGGCAUUAGGGUCUAACUUAUGGGUACCUGGGCAGUCUCAUUAUUCUUUAAUGCCAGAGAUAAAACAGCACCUUGAUAUAUCUAGACUGGGUGGAUGGAUAUUUCACUUAUUUCAUACAUGGUUGCACCAAAAAAGAAUUUGACAAUUAGAAAUUUAGCAGGAUUUUUUUCCCAGAUCUUUGAGUCUGCGUCUCCUACCGAAACUCAAGGGUUCAAUGUCAGCUCAGAAAUGUGGGUUCUCCUAUGAAAGGGGCAAAAUAGAGUAGAUUUAAGUCUCGUUACUGCAAAGAUCUCUGCUAUGCAAAUAAUAUUUUCUGGUGCGGGAACAUAUUUAGGAAAAGUGUUCAAGACUGAUGUUGAAUAGCCACCCAUCCACCAGGGAAAACAACCUAAUUCUCAAACUUUUGGGGUCCAGAAAGCACCACAAUGAGGUGCAAGAUCUAGAUUUGGGGUGAAACAUCAUAUUUUUAACCUAAUUGCAACUAUUUUAUACGGGUUGCCAUAUGGUAUAUCUUUUCACCUGGGUUACUUGGUACAACAGUCCCAGUGACGGUGUAAGUGAAACAUCCAUCUCAGUUCAGACCAGACAAUUUUCUAAUAUCCACUCCUUGCUACUGUAGCUUUUCUCAUUAAAACAUUCUUUUCUCAGG
Molecule: messenger RNA, 1535 nt
Organism: Alligator sinensis (Chinese alligator)
Lineage: Eukaryota; Metazoa; Chordata; Crocodylia; Alligatoridae
Gene: MYL3
Product: myosin light chain 3
Exons: 7
Coding region: 102-683 (193 amino acids)
Cellular component (GO): myosin II complex
Molecular function (GO): calcium ion binding
Source: RefSeq, a predicted model, not a curated record